Molecule: messenger RNA, 390 nt
Organism: Penicillium verrucosum
Lineage: Eukaryota; Fungi; Ascomycota; Eurotiomycetes; Eurotiales; Aspergillaceae
Exons: 2
Coding region: 1-390 (129 amino acids)
Source: RefSeq, a predicted model, not a curated record
AUGGCAAAAGAACAAACCAUCUCAAAGAAAGCCACUAAGCCCGUCAAGGCGGGGAUCGUAAAGCGCACCCCGGCCAAGGCCAAAGUUUCCCUCGCCAAAGUCCCACACUCUACCAUCCACCGGGACCUGGUGUUCCUGUGGAAAUGCGUCAAGAUGUCCACUGGGAUGAAGAUCGACUGGCCUGCGGUCGCUAAGGAUGCUGGAAAGCCCGUGGGCACUGUCAAGAAACAGUGGUCACGUCUGAACAUCAAAAUGGGGAAGAGCGUCCCUUUCGAUACCAGCGACUCCGACAAGGACGCAGACAAGGGCGCCAACAAGGAUGCCAACAAGAAAGCCGACAAAGACGCAGACGAGGACGCCAACCUCGACGACAACAUUGAUGAGGAGUAG